Molecule: messenger RNA, 517 nt
Organism: Myiozetetes cayanensis
Lineage: Eukaryota; Metazoa; Chordata; Aves; Passeriformes; Tyrannidae
Product: endophilin-A2-like
Exons: 4
Cellular component (GO): cytoplasm
Molecular function (GO): protein binding
Source: RefSeq, a predicted model, not a curated record
GGCGGCGGCGGAAGCGGCGGCGGGGACGGGACGGGCCGGGCCGGGACGGGACGAGGAUCCCGAGGCUCUCCCGAGGAUCCCACGGACACGGUCCCGCCGCCCUCACCCCGCGCCGGCGCCGCUCCCGGCACCAUGUCGGUGGCGGGGCUGAAGAAGCAGUUCUACAAGGCGAGCCAGUUGGUCAGCGAGAAGGUCGGAGGGGCCGAAGGGACCAAACUCGACGAUGACUUCAAGGAGAUGGAAAAGAAGGUGGACCUGACCAGCAAAGCCGUCACAGAAGUGCUGACCAGAACAAUCGAGUACCUCCAGCCCAACCCAGCUUCCAGAGCCAAGCUAACCAUGCUCAACACGAUGUCCAAGAUCCGGGGGCAGGUGAAGAAUCCGGGAUACCCCCAGUCCGAGGGGCUGCUGGGGGAGAGCAUGAUCCGCUACGGCAAGGAGCUGGGAGAGGAUUCCAACUUCGGUGAGUGGUUCCCAGGAAACGGGGCCUGGAGGCUCCUGAUGGGCUUCCAAAGGG